Liolophura sinensis is the source of this 1361-nucleotide messenger RNA. RefSeq lists its product as uncharacterized. Gene Ontology annotation, molecular function: DNA binding. Gene Ontology annotation, biological process: DNA recombination; DNA integration. Lineage: Eukaryota; Metazoa; Mollusca; Polyplacophora; Chitonida; Chitonidae. The record is from RefSeq and is a predicted model, not a curated record.
GCCCUGUAGUAUGAGUAACCUUAGACCUGUUACUGAAGAUUUACUUAGUGAGUUUGUGGCACACUGCUCUUCUAAACUGGCAGGUGUCAGAUUUUUCUACAUGCAAUCGGGAGGGGCAAAUCCGUUAUGAGAUUGCUGUUAUAAAUGACCAAGGUUGGAAUCCAUAUGUAGAGGAGUUAAGACAUCACAGGCUGUUUCAAAUCACCACCGACAUCCUAUUACAUGCCCUAUUUUAAAACAAAUAUGCUCAGUUCUACAUGGUGAAUGCUUCUCCUCUUACAUUGACUUAUUAAUGCAAGCAGCAUGCUCCCUAGCUUUAUUUGGAUUCCAGCGUGGUGGGAAAUUUACCAGUGAAACAGAAUCCUUUGACCCAAACUCAUUCCUGUAUCUUUAUGACAUCUUUUUUUUGAGAAUUCCAUUGUCGAGGGUUUUUGUCAUUUGCAAAUUGAAAUCUGUUCUCACCAAAGCAGGCUACCCAGACUACGGCGGUCACUCCUUUAAGAUAAGAGCUGCUACUGAAGCUAGUUAUGCAAGACUUGAGGAUCACGUUAUUAAAACUUUAGGUAGAUGGUCAUCUAACUGUUACACAGCGUAUAUCAAAACACCCUCAUCUGUUCUAUGCCAAGCACAAAAAUCCCUAUGUGGACAUUAGUCUGAGGUAUUUAGUGCGUAUAUUGUGUGGGGGAACUCUGCUGACUUGUCACCUUUCACACUUUGAAUACAUUUACCUUCUUCAUAUAGAUUAAUUUUUACUGGUUUUAAUCGGCCCUGGAUAGGCUAAGAGCUCUGAACCAGAGCUUUUGCUAGGUCAGCCCUCACUGGGCUUAGAGCUGAGAGCUGAGAGCUGGAGCUUUUGCUAGGUCAGCCGUCGCUGGGCUGAGACCUCUGAGCUAGAUCUUAUGAUAGGUGAGCCAUCCCUGGGCUAAGACCCCUCAGCUAGAGUUUAUGAUAGGUCAGCCCUUGCUGGGUUACAGCUCACCCUUGACAUGCAUAUUUAUAGUCUAGGAAAUUACUUAGGUCAAAAUUUUGGUGCAAGUGGCUGAGUUUCCCCGUAUGCCCAAAGAUAUUAGUAAAGGAAAUAUAUUAGUAAAUGAAAUAUAUUAGUAAAUGAUGUAAAAAUGUUGCAGUUGUUGUGAUGUUGUUUUUCUGUUCACUAAUACAUUUACUGGUAUUUCAUCUCUGUGCCCAAUAUAAUGUUAUGAACAUUUCUGAGCUCUACUUAAUCGCCACUGUCAGUUUAGUAACCUUACAGUUGAAAUCUGCAUUGUGUAUACAACCAGAUGAUGCGCUAAACAACAUAUGUUCUUGUAUGUGGUAUUCAUUGAUGAUAUCUGAAUACACAUAUUAGUGAUUUGUAUUUG